AUGCAGCCUGGUCACUCCCAGCUUGAGAAGUUCCCCUUGCCCUGGGUGGCCAUUGGCGGUGCUUGGUGGGUGUCCCUUGUUCCUGGCUGGCUGGGGCCCGGGGUUCAGGAGUCUCCCCCAGCCCCAUGGGCCCCCCCAGGAUGUGUGGUCCAGCCCGGCCAGGCCUCCCGCUCCCAGCUGCCCGCAGCUGGGCCAUCUGGAACCGCCUCCUGGAGGACAGGGCAGGACAGAGUCAGUGAGUCCGGGUCUGAGUCAGUGAGGGGGGUGGUAUCCGCGGGCACCCGGCUAAAUAAAGCGCCUCGUUUGCUCCUCACAGCACCCCGUAAGACGGGGACACGGUUACCCCAUUUUAUAGACAAGACGAAGGGACUUGCUCAUGUCACGAAGCUGGAAAGGAGGAUGGAGGGGCAGGAAGGCGGUCUGUCCAGACCUGCACUCUGGGCCCCGCCCCUCCUUGCAGAGUCCAGCUGGCCUUGUGGACUGAGGGCAGCAUCCUCAAUACCUCCUGGAGGGGUGUCAGGCCACGACAUCAACGGCGCCCUGGAGCCCUCCAACAUAGACACCAGCAUCCUGGAGGAGUACAUCAGCAAGGAGGACGCCUCUGACCUCUGCUUCCCUGACAUCUCUGCUCCAGCCAGUGCGGCCUCCUACCCCCACGGGCAGCCAGCGAUCCCCGGCUCCAGCGGGGUCCACCACCUGAGCCCCCCCGGGGGCGGACCCUCACCGGGUCGCCAUGGCCCCCUCCCACCCCCGAACUACAGCGCCCCGCUCAACUGCAACAACAACAACGGCAUGGGUGCUGCUCCCAAGCCCUUCCUGGGGGGCUCUGGGCCCCCCAUCAAGGCAGAGCCCAAGGCUCCCUAUGCCCCCGGCACGCUGCCAGACUCCCCCCCAGACUCUGGCUCCGAGGCCUACUCCCCCCAGCAGGUGAAUGACCCCCAUCUCCUGCGCACCCUAACCCCUGAGAGCCUGUGCCACGUGGGGGUGCCCUCCCGCCCGGAGCACCCCCCGCCGCCGGCCCCGCCACCCCCGCCUCACUACCCCAUCCUGCAGCGGGAUCUGUACAUGAAGGCUGAGCCUCCGAUGCCCCCCUACGCUGCCAUGGGGCAGGGGCUGGUGCCCACCGAUCUCCACCAUACCCAGCAGUCCCAGAUGCUGCACCAGCUGCUGCAGCAACACGGAGCCGGAGCCGAGCUCCCCACACACCCCUCCAAGAAGAGGAAGCACUCCGAAUCACCCCCCAACACCCUCAAUGCCCAGAUGCUGAAUGGAAUGAUCAAACAGGAGCCCGGGACUGUGACAUCCCUGCCACCGCACCCAGCUCGAGCCCCAUCCCCACCCUGGCCUCCCCAGGGCCCGCUCUCACCCGGCCCUGGCUCCUUGCCCCUCAGCAUCGCCCGGGUCCAGACGCCGCCUUGGCACCCACCAGGUGCACCCUCACCAGGUCUCCUUCAGGACAAUGACAGCCUCAGUGGCUCCUACCUGGACCCCAACUACCAGUCCAUCAAGUGGCAACCACACCAGCAGAACAAGUGGGCGACACUGUACGACGCAAACUACAAGGAACUGCCCAUGCUCACGUACCGCGUGGACGCCGACAAGGGUUUCAACUUUUCCGUGGGCGACGACGCCUUCGUGUGCCAGAAGAAGAACCACUUCCAGGUGACGGUGUAUAUCGGCAUGCUGGGCGAGCCCAAGUACGUCAAGACGCCCGAAGGCCUCAAGCCCCUUGACUGCUUCUACCUGAAGCUGCACGGAGUGAAGCUGGAGGCCCUCAACCAGUCCAUCAACAUCGAGCAGUCGCAGUCGGACCGAAGCAAGCGGCCCUUCAACCCUGUCACGGUCAGCCUGCCCCCUGAGCAGGUCACAAAGGUGACUGUGGGGAGGUUGCACUUCAGCGAGACCACCGCCAACAACAUGCGGAAGAAGGGCAAGCCAAACCCUGACCAGAGGUACUUCAUGCUGGUGGUGGCCCUCCAGGCCCACGCACAGAACCAGAACUACACGCUGGCCGCCCAGAUCUCAGAACGCAUCAUCGUGCGGGCCUCCAAUCCGGGCCAGUUUGAGAGUGACAGCGACGUGCUGUGGCAGAGGGCGCAGGUGCCCGACACCGUCUUCCACCAUGGCCGUGUGGGCAUCAACACAGACCGGCCCGAUGAGGCGCUGGUGGUGCACGGCAACGUCAAGGUCAUGGGCUCGCUCAUGCACCCCUCGGAUCUGCGGGCCAAGGAGCACUUGCAGGAGGUGGACACCACCGAGCAGCUGAAGAGGAUUUCGCGCAUGCGGCUGGUCCACUACAGAUACAAGCCGGAGUUUGCCGCCACUGCUGGCAUCGAGGCCGCGGCGCCAGAAACGGGUGUCAUCGCUCAGGAGGUGAAGGAGAUCCUGCCUGAGGCCGUGAAGGACACUGGAGACGUGGUCUUUGCCAAUGGGAAAACCAUAGAGAACUUCCUGGUGGUGAACAAGGAGCGCAUCUUCAUGGAGAACGUGGGUGCUGUGAAGGAGUUGUGCAAGCUGACGGACAACCUGGAGACGCGCAUUGAUGAGCUGGAGCGCUGGAGCCACAAGCUGGCCAAGCUGCGGCGCCUCGACAGCCUCAAGUCUACCGGCAGCUCGGGCGCCUUCAGCCACGCAGGGAGCCAGUUCAGCCGGGCGGGCAGCGUCCCCCACAAGAAGAGGCCCCCCAAGGUGGCCAGCAAGUCAUCGUCUGUGGUCCCAGACCAGGCCUGCAUCAGCCAGCGCUUCCUGCAGGGAACCAUCAUCGCCCUGGUGGUGGUCAUGGCCUUCAGCGUGGUGUCCAUGUCUACACUGUAUGUGCUGAGCCUGCGCACCGAGGAGGACCUGGUGGAAACCGAUGGCUCUUUUGCCGUGUCCACUUCCUGUCUUCUGGCCCUGCUCCGGCCCCAACACCCUGGGGGGAGUGAGGCCAUGUGCCCAUGGUCCAGCCAGAACUUUGGGACCACUCAGCUCCGACAGUCCCCGGUGACCACUGGGCGGCCGGGCACGCGGCCCUCCCUGCUGCUGGUUACCGCCGGCCCGACCAGCUCGGCCCCAGCUCCAGCCCUCCGCGCCUUGGACCUGUGCUCCGGCCGCCCCUGCCCAGUCGUCUGCUGCUCUUCGCCCAGCCCCGCCCCUGACCCCAGCCUUGGCCCCAGCUUUAAUCCUGGCCGUGGUCUCAGCCCCAGUCCCGGCCCCUCCACCAGCCGCUCAGGCCCCAGCCAGAUGGCCCCGCUGCCAGCCACCAACAUCAGAGCCAAGUCCUGGGGCCUGUUAGCCAAUGGCAUUGGCUACUUCAAGCAUCCAAAGAACUCGGACCCUGUGGCCAGCCCCGCGGUCCCCUUUCCUGGAGGCCAGGGCAAAGCCAAGAACAGCCCUAGCCUUGGUCUCCACGUCCGGGGCCGCCGAGGGGCCCCUCAGCUUGGCCUGAGCCCUGCUCAGCCCACCCAGGCCCGGAGCCAGCCAGUGGCCUCUCUCCUUGCAGACCCAGUGCCGUCCCUGACCUCCAUCCAGGUGCUGGAGAAUUCGAUGCCCAUCACUUCCCAGUACUGUUCCUCAGAGGAUGCCUGCAGGCCUGGAAACUUCACCUACCGCAUCCCCAUCAGCAGCAGCACCCCGCUGCACCUCCGCCUGACCCUGCAGAUGAACUCCUCGGCCCCCGUGUCCGUGGUGCUGUGCAGCCUGAUGUCAAAGGAGGAGCCGUGUGAGGAGGGAGGCUUUCCACAGAGCCUCCAUGCCCACCGGGACACCCAGGGCACCUCCCACCAGUGGCCAGUAACCAUCCUCUCCUUCCGCAGAUUCACCUAUCAUUUCCGGGUGGCACUGCUGGGUCAGGCCAACUGCAGCUUGGAGGCCCCGGUCUGGCUGGCCGCAGACUACUACUUCCACUUCUACCGCCUGUGCGACUGAGCUGCCCUCGGAGGCAGCGCCACAGCAGGGCCCGGGGGUCCCCGGGCGCCCCCUCCACACUGGAUGCCAUGGUGUUACACUGGAGCCCGCCGCUGGCACCUCCUCGGAGGAACUGAGGCGGCUCGGCCCUCCCCGCGCCUGGUGAA
This is a messenger RNA of Physeter macrocephalus (sperm whale), 4052 nucleotides long. RefSeq names its product myelin regulatory factor (gene MYRF). Gene Ontology annotation, biological process: central nervous system myelin maintenance; positive regulation of DNA-templated transcription; protein autoprocessing. The record is from RefSeq and is a predicted model, not a curated record. Lineage: Eukaryota; Metazoa; Chordata; Mammalia; Artiodactyla; Physeteridae. Gene Ontology annotation, cellular component: nucleus; endoplasmic reticulum membrane. Gene Ontology annotation, molecular function: DNA-binding transcription factor activity; sequence-specific DNA binding.